AUGGGAGAUUCUGACAAAGUAAAUACAUUUGCAUUAAGUGAUCGAUCAAAUGAAUCAAGAGAAACUGAUCAUGGUGUACUAACACAAAGGAUUCUCAUGAGUGGUAUGGUGAAAUCUCAUCAUAGUCUUUUGAAUCCAGAACACAAUCAAAGAAAAGAAAUUAAUGAUUUUGACUAUGAGGGGCAUAAAAGAAAAUUGGACGAAAAAGUUUCAAAGUUUAGAAAACGAACAUAUUCGGAUGACGUCAAUAAAGUUGUUCAACAGAUAAUUGAAAUUUUAACUGCAAAACGAUAUAGAAGAGGUCCCAAAAAAAAUUUCGAAGUGGCAAGAAGUGAUUAUGAAGAACGACUUGGCAAAUCAGUUUCCAAAAAAGAAAAAUUACUUUUAAUUUUACCUUCAUUUCCUGUAAAGUGCUGGAAUCCUCUUAAAGUGGAAAGAAAAAUGCCCGACCUUGCCGAAAUACAGUGCAUAAGUCGCCUGUAUUUAUUGUGCAAGGAAAUAGAGCAUGUAUACGAACCAGGUGCAAAAGUAAUUUUAAUUGCUGAUGUUCCUAUUUAUGCUCCUAUUUUUGCUGAACCUCUUAACGUCGCUCUUCAAUAUAAAAGCGAAGUUAUUGGUUUUAUAAAUAAAUUAAAUAUAGGUCAAUAUAUUAUAAUGGGCGAUAUGAUAGAUUUAAUUGCCCAAUUUUCAUCUGAAUUUGAGGUUGCCAAAAGAAACGCGAAAAUUCAAGUAGAAACUUUUUGGCAUGAAAAUCCUAAUGACAAACAUCGAAUAAUGCUCUUGGAAAAUACACAUAGCAAUAUUAACCUAACUGCAUAUUCAAAAGAAAUAUUACGAGCUAUAUUUUUUAAUACGCCCUAUAUAAGAUCUGAUGAAUUAGAUAUUGCUAAGGAUGAAAUUACCAGACAAACCAAUAAAAGCGCUCUUGAAUAUGCAAUUUUACUUCAGGCAAUUAAUUCCAUGGAGCUGAUAAUGAAAUGUUAUCCUGACGGCAUUAGGGUCACAUGUCAUCCCAAACCAGGACAAUUAGGUUUACAUUUACUGUCUCCAAAAAGUUGUUUCAAUUUCCCCUGGAAUGGGGUUGGUGUUUUGAAAAAGAAUGGUGAUAUAAGAGUAUCACUUGAGGAUGAAGUGAAAAGAGAUAAAAGAUACGUCGCUGUUUAUAUAAAAAAUGAUUCUUUUCCCUUCUAUUAUGAAGAACAGUAA
Scutellospora calospora is the source of this 1206-nucleotide messenger RNA. NCBI's taxonomy places the organism in Eukaryota, Fungi, Glomeromycota, Glomeromycetes, Diversisporales, Gigasporaceae. The record is from the annotation of a GenBank genome assembly.